Messenger RNA from Letharia columbiana, 1050 nucleotides. RefSeq lists its product as uncharacterized. Gene Ontology annotation, biological process: chromosome organization involved in meiotic cell cycle; mitotic recombination; DNA strand invasion. Lineage: Eukaryota; Fungi; Ascomycota; Lecanoromycetes; Lecanorales; Parmeliaceae. Gene Ontology annotation, molecular function: ATP-dependent DNA damage sensor activity; ATP binding; single-stranded DNA binding. The transcript has 4 exons. The record is from RefSeq and is a predicted model, not a curated record. Gene Ontology annotation, cellular component: condensed nuclear chromosome. The coding region runs from base 1 to 1050 and encodes 349 amino acids.
AUGAGUGCUGGGGAAGCUGAGGAGACUCAAUCGACCUUUGGAGAUGGCAGUGGGGGACCUGGAGCUCCUACUCCGUUGGCAGUGCUGGAAGGCGUCGCUGGUCUAUCGGCUCGAGAUAUCAAGCUCAUAGUCGAUGGAGGAUUCAAUACUGUGGAGUCCGUGGCAUAUACGCCUCGCAGAGUGCUCGAGCAGAUCAAGGGCAUUUCGGAACAAAAAGCCACCAAGGUCCUGGCCGAAGCAUCCAAACUCGUCCCCAUGGGCUUUACGACGGCAACCGAAAUGCACCAACGCCGCUCCGAGCUCAUCUCGAUCACCACUGGCUCCAAACAACUCGACACCUUGCUCGCUGGUGGCGUCGAAACGGGCUCCGUCACAGAAAUCUUCGGCGAGUUCAGGACUGGAAAAUCCCAAAUCUGCCAUACCCUUGCCGUGACAUGUCAGCUGCCUUUUGAUAUGGGUGGUGGGGAGGGGAAGUGUUUGUAUAUUGAUACUGAAGGAACAUUCAGACCUGUGCGACUUUUGUCCGUGGCGAACAGAUACGGCUUGUCUGGCGAGGAGGUAUUGGACAAUGUCGCCUACGCCCGCGCUUACAACUCCGAUCAUCAACUCCAACUCCUCAACCAAGCCUCAAACAUGAUGUGUGAAACCCGCUUCUCCCUUCUCAUUGUCGACUCCGCAACGUCUCUCUACCGCACCGACUUCUCCGGCCGCGCCGAACUUUCCUCCCGGCAAACACACCUUGCGAAAUUCAUGCGCACACUCCAACGUCUCGCCGACGAAUUCGGCAUCGCCGUCGUCAUCACAAACCAAGUUGUUGCUCAAGUCGACGGCGGACCCAGCGCGAUGUUCAAUCCGGAUCCGAAGAAGCCGAUAGGAGGGAAUAUCAUCGCGCAUGCGUCAACGACGCGGUUGAGUCUCAAGAAGGGAAGGGGGGAGACGAGGAUCUGUAAGAUUUAUGAUAGUCCGUGCCUGCCGGAGAGCGAUUGUCUGUUCGCGAUAAAGGAGGAUGGGAUUGGGGAUCCGAGUCCGAAGGAUUUGGAGAAGGAUUGA